UCAAAGCGGCGAGUACCGGUCGGACUGCAAUUUUAAACGGAGUUCGUGGGCCGGCACCGCUGUACGUGGCCCCCUUCCAUACCUCGCGACUGUGGCACACCUCUCCGAAGGUAGUUUCAAACAUGUUACCAGCCUUAGUUGGACUAAAACCACGCAAUAAAGGCGACGAUUGCUCGCAAGUUGUUCGCCAAAAUCCAGCCAAAUUAGCCGAAAGCUUUAGCAAAAUGCGUGUGAAUGCGGACAAGGGAAAAUAGCGCGCGACGCGAAGUCAACCGCGAAAAUCGAAUUUUCCAAGACGUGGAAAUAGUAAACAAGUGUAUUGAUUUUGGGUGUCGCGUGUAUUAUUGUGUUACAUGGAAGUCAUGCGCUGUGCUAGUGGAUUUGUUUUUGUUAAAACGUGGUGAUUUUGUGCAAAUUCGAAUAAAUCAACUGGAUCAUGGUUGGUUUAUGAUAUGGCGGAAGUCAAACCCCUGUAUUCGACAUGUGUUGCUGUUUUGGGAUUUAUUUGUUUUGUAGUUGGCGCUACUGCCGUCGGAAUACCCAUGUGGGGGUAUUUCGACACCCCGAGUGCCAGACCAGGUUCGGAUGAGGAAAGGGGCUACUUUGGACCGUGGAAAACUUGCAAAUUGCGCUUGUACAACAGGGUAUGGUGUGGAGCGGAGACGUCCCGAUUUAGGCCAUCGAUUGCCGUGUGGGCGGCAGGAUUGGUAGCCGCCAUCGGGGUGUCCGUCCUCGGAGUGUUCUGUUUCCUCAGCGUCAUCCAAUUAGCCAUGCUGAGCUCAAAAGAAAAAGUUAUGAUGAAAUACAGCGUGGUCGUCAUAACGAAAUUAGCAUUAGGACUUCUGGCAACUCUGUUGGCGAUCGCCGCAGCUGGUCUUUUCGCCUUACAAGCAGAUGACAGGGAAAACAACGGCUUUGAAAUUAGUCGUGGUCCCGGAUUUUAUAUUCAGAUCUUGUUGAUAGUCUUAACGGUGAUCCUUUUUGUUAUGUCAAUAUAUGAUGUAUUAUUUGCGAGACGAGAGGGUGGAGAUCCCACUACGGUUGCUGUGCCAAUGGAAGGUGCCACGUACGGAAAUCCCGGUUUCAGGGAACGUUCGAAUGGUAGGGGUGUUUCUGUGACGGAUGCCAGCGGGAAACCUUAUCUUCCGGCAGCUUCGAAUGGAAGUAUGGCUUCUAUGAACACCACAUCGACUACUAUAGGAUCUACGAACGGCUCGACAGCCGGCUCGUCUUCAGUAACAAGGUCUCCACUGAGAUCUAGUUUGAAGAAGCCUAAACCCAAGGACGGUUUAGGUAUCCAAAAUCCUGGAUUUGCAGGAACAUCACCUACGUUAUCUAGGAAUGGUAGUACGAAGAAAGUUCGGAUACAGACACAUAGUACGGAAGUGUAAUAUAAGCUUUAUGUGCGAAGUUACAUAUUUAUUUGCGUUGAAUAAGUACAAAAACGAACACUAAUUGGCUUAACCCUCAAAGUGCACUUACAAUUAUAUGCAACAUUAACUUCGUGUUCUGUUAUCAGAAAACAGGUGACAUGUAUAUAUGAUAUCAUUAAGUACAUGACGUUGUAAAUAUCUUUAUUAAGCUAAUGAUUAUUGACACGUAUUUUUAUUCCGUCCAAGUUACAACAAAGUUGUACAUUUUUUAUUAUUUUGUGUUAGACCGUUUAUAUAUUUUAUUGUGUCCGUUCACAGAGCGGAUGAAUUUCUUUUUUGACAUAUUUUAUUAUUGUUAUUUCGAUGAUUUAUCUAUGCUAAAAUGGGUUGGGCACGUCUUGUACAAGACGAAUGAAUUAAAGAGUCUAUUUUUGCUUUAACUAGAAGCUAGAACUAAUUCAAGUUAGCAAUUUGUAAAUAGUCAAAACUAAAAAUUAUUGUCAAUUGUUUGAUUGUUCAUGUUAGAUGUUUCAGUACAGAUUCUCCAUUUUGUAUAAUCAUUAUAUUCGUGAUUUUGCUACGAAAAUUGGGCUUUUAUUUCUGUAUUUUUGUGAUACCUACUAAAUAGAUAUGUAUCAUACGUAAA
This is a messenger RNA of Zophobas morio, 2019 nucleotides long. RefSeq lists its product as uncharacterized. Bases 453 to 1391 code for a protein of 312 amino acids. Lineage: Eukaryota; Metazoa; Arthropoda; Insecta; Coleoptera; Tenebrionidae. The transcript is spliced from 6 exons. The record is from RefSeq and is a predicted model, not a curated record.